This is a messenger RNA of Dovyalis caffra, 771 nucleotides long. The record is from the annotation of a GenBank genome assembly. NCBI's taxonomy places the organism in Eukaryota, Viridiplantae, Streptophyta, Magnoliopsida, Malpighiales, Salicaceae.
AUGCUUCCACUCCCUCCUCCACCACCCUCGCCACUGCCCAAAGAACCAUCUACACCACCAGAAAAGCAAAGAUUUCCAGUCUCUCUCAAUCAGAUUGUCAUAUCAAAGCAAGCCAGAAAUCAACAAAGUUCCUCAGCAGAGACAUCAAAUUCUGACAGCAAGAAAUUAAGCAAGCCACCAAUAUUCAAACAUCCUCGACCACGCCGCACCAACCCAGUUAUAUGGUUUGGCGCAAUCCUAUGCCUCGUAUUCAGCCUUGUUCUCAUCCUCUUUGGAAUAGCAACUUUGAUUAUCUAUCUUGUCAUUAAGCCAAAAAACCCAGUGUUUGACAUACCAAACGCAAAUCUAAAUAGCAUCUAUUUCGAUUCCCCAGAGUAUUUUAAUGGGGAUCUUACCUUCCUCGCAAACUUCUCCAACCCAAAUCAGAAAAUUGAUGUAAGAUUCGAGUAUGUGGAUAUAGAGCUCUACUUUUUUGACAGACUCAUUGGAACUCAAGCUCUUCAGCCUUUCACACAAAGAAGUCGGGAAACAAGACUGCAAUCAGUUCAUGUAAUAUCAAGUUUGGUCUAUUUGCCCCAGAAUCUGGCUAUGGAACUUCAAAAGCAGGUGCAGAGUAACAAGGUCCACUACAACAUGAGAGGGACUUUUAAAGUCAGAGCAAACCUGGGUCUGCUCCAUUAUUCAUACUGGUUACAUGGAAGGUGUGAGAUAGAGAUGACCGGCCCACCCACUGGCGUUAUUGUUGCCCGAAGAUGCAAAACAAGGAGAUGA